UUCAGUGUCCGCAAUGAAGGUCGUUCUGGCUUUGUUUGGAGUUUUCUUCGGUGCAAACGGCUUCCUGGUGACACAUCAGGUUUGUUACAACGAGUAUGGAAUCGGUUGUUUUAGUAGAGACUUUCCCUAUGACAACGCCGGUGGAUUCCUUCCUGAAUCACCAGACGACAUUCAGAUAAGGUUCAUACUGUACACACGGACUAGUUCCCACUCACCUCAAAUUGUUGCAAAGGACGCCAUCUCCAUCAAUCAGUCAUAUUUCCAAGGAAACCGUCGAACUAUCUUUGUUAUCCAUGGAUACAUGAGCAAUGCCAAUAAUCAAUGGAUGAGCGAUGUUGCACUUGGACUGUUGAGAAAGGAAGACGCUAACGUGUUCAUAGUUGACUGGGCCAAAGGUGCACAUAAACUGAACUACGCCCAUGCUGCAGCCAACACCCGGGUCACGGCGGCGCUUCUUGCUCAGUUCAUCGAAGCACUGCACGAUAAUGGCGGUCUACACUACCCUGAUGUAUACAUGGUUGGUCACAGCCUAGGAGCACAUGUGGCAGGCUAUGUAGGAGAGAGAAUUCAGGACAUUGGCCGUAUCACAGGACUAGACCCUGCCGGGCCACUGUUUGAAAAUGGAGACCCACGUACACGUCUAGACCCAACCGACGCCACCUUUGUAGACGCGAUUCAUACCGACGGUGAUGCAUUGAGCGACCUUGGGUUUGGACUUGAAACGCCAGUUGGUGAUUUCGAUUUUUACCCGAAUGGUGGAAUGGACCAGCCAGGAUGCCCGAACCAGACGUCAGGGAAAAUAGUUAAUAUAAUUGCCACAGGCUUAGGAGGCUUGACAGAGGGCGUAGCAUGCAGUCACCAGCGUUCUGUGAACCUGUACAUAGCGUCUCUGGAUGCUCCGUGUUCAUUCACUGCAUACCCUUGUCAGUCUUUGGUGGAUUAUACCGCCGGUAGAUGUACUUCCUGUGGUAGCGGAUGCGCGAUUAUGGGCUACGGCGCUCAGACAGGAAGCUCCAUUCACGGCGUUUAUUAUUUGACGACGUCUAGUACAACUCCGUAUUGUCAGAAUUGAUUCAGUUUAUUUCUUAAAUAAAUAAUGUAGAAUUCAA
This is a messenger RNA of Mya arenaria, 1109 nucleotides long. Its product is annotated as pancreatic triacylglycerol lipase-like. The transcript has 7 exons. Gene Ontology annotation, biological process: lipid metabolic process. The coding region runs from base 14 to 1072 and encodes 352 amino acids. The record is from RefSeq and is a predicted model, not a curated record. Gene Ontology annotation, molecular function: lipase activity. NCBI's taxonomy places the organism in Eukaryota, Metazoa, Mollusca, Bivalvia, Myida, Myidae.